AUGUUUCAAAAAUUUAUUGCUGAACUUGAAAAUAUGUAGUCUUAUUUCCAAUGACAUUUUAUCUAAAGUACAACUUUUAAACAUUAUAAAACAUUAUUUUUGAAAAAAAAUAAAAUGCAUAAUGUUUCAAACAUCAGACUAAAAAUAAAUAUUUUUGAAUAGGGCAGAUGGAGAGAGGAUUUCCUUUUCAAAUCAAGUUGAUGAUCAACAAGACACUAAUGUCGAGACUGUCCCUGAUAUUGACGAUGCUGAAAGAUUGGAGUCUAUCACACAGUCAAAGAAAGUUCAGAUAACAUGUUCAGGGCCCUUAGAAGAAAUUGAUAAAAAGUUAAAAGCAAAAAAUCUAGCUGAAUUAGAACUUAAGAACCAAGAAUAUUUUAAACUUUUCAAAAUGAAAAAUACCGAAUCAGUUGACACGAAAUCCACUGAAAAGAGAUUCAAGGAUGAAAUGAGAGAGCUUCAAAAGACAGGGAUUCCUAAAUUGAGAGAACUUUAUGCUGCCUCCGAAAUACUGGAACAAGAAGUGGUACUUAUACUCCCUGAGUUUGGAAAAAUAUUACACAUUUGGCCAAUGCUGAAAGAAAUAACUGAAAACAAUCCAUUGGCUAUAGAAGUCCUCUGUGAAGAAAAGACUCCAGCCUUUCGAAGACUUGAUAAAUUUUGUCUUGAAGAUGACGACUGGAAAGAGUUUAUAGAUCUUAAUAAAGAUCACAAACGCUGUUUUGACAAGCGGUUCCUUAACGAUUUUCAAGUUUUUAAAUCCGAAAACUUUUAUCCUGACUUGUCCCCUUUAAUAACUUGCGAGAGGAAGAACUUUUCUGUUUCUGAAAUCGUAAGCUGUUUUGUUUAUGGAAAUCUCUUUCGCACUCAAUUAAUAGAAAAAUACGUUUCUGAACACCAACAAGACGACAUAUUAAAAACUAUAUAUGAAAAACUAGUUGAUUAUGAAACUUACAUUGGCGAAGACCAAUUACAAAAAUUAGGAAAUUUACAGGAGGAAACCGAAAGAGAAGAAUACCUGAAAACAAUUGAAGCCCAAGCUUUGGCUGCUCAUUUGACAAAGAGAAAAAUAACAUCAAAAGGAGAUUUUUUAUCGAUUGCAAGUAUAUUUAGUAUUGAUUUGUAUAUUUGUGCUGGUGAAAUGAAACAGCUAAUUCGUCCGAUCUGUACAAAAAUAAACCAGGUUUUCCAUGGACAUUUAAUCCUCUUCUUGAUACCAGACUCAGAAAGUUCAUUUACAGUUGAUUGUUAUCCCUCACAUUCCUGUUUUUGUAAGAUGGAAACACCUAUCAUAACAGGUGUUUUUUCAGACAUUCAAGAGGAAAUUUUACCAGAAAUUAAUAAAAAAAUAAAUUCUUCUUCGAAAUGCUGUUGUAAGCCUUGGUGGCCAAGAAAAAGCCAUACCCAUCUUUCGCAUUUUCAAAAAUGGUUCCAUCCAGAUAUAAUCAAGAACAAUUUUCGAAGAAAGAAACCGUUUGUAAAUGUCAGACAUAAAAACCAGUCAGAGAUCGACAAAAAGUUGCUUGAUUUUCUUGAAGAGGAUGGGCGCACUUUGCAACAAGUGCAAUCGGGUACUAUCUGUGAAUGCCUUGCAAAAGAAGUGUAUGGGACUACGACGGUUUCAAGUACAGAGAAGAUCAGAAAUACCAUUUGUGCAAAUGACAAUGACAAUGAUGAUACCAUUCUAGAAAAAGCAGCAGAAACUCUGAAGACCGAUAUCUUUGUGUUCAAAUAUUCUCUGGAACACAGUCGUUGGGUAUCUUUUCAUCCAAAAGAAAGAAGAACUCGAUGCCACUUUUACAUCACAUUACUUCAGAUUGCUGAAGAGGACAGCCUCAAAUAUAAUAGAAUAAUACCUGAAGAGGGAUGUAAUUGUCGUCAUCUACCACCAGAAACGCCUUACUUUAUUACAAAGGAUGGUAUAAAAACUGAUUGUUUGACCAUUCCAAGAGAAGAUCUAGAAUGCCAUUCCCAUGUCAAGAUACUACUAAAAGACUUCAAGACGGAUCCACAAGCAGAUUACUUUUGCGAUGAACAGAGACGUGUUCCCUUAGUUAGUUUUACUUCAGAACAUGCAAUAGUUUUAUCACACCCUGAAAUGGAAGACAGAAUGAUAGACCAUAUAUCAGAUAUUUCUUUUUCAAUUUGCAAGUGUAUCAGCAAGGAAAUAUUUGGAACAGAAGGAAAAUUUGAUUUAAUUUUAGAUCAUCUUAUUUCGGAAAUAGUAAAUAAUAAACAUCUUUAUGUUCGUUUGUUAGAGGAAAUUCAACAGAAGACAACCAUUGAUAUCGAAAUGGUCGUAAACCUCCUUAAAGAUGGUGUAGAGUUCGAAAAGAUCGAACUUUCUGCAGCUGCAAAUUAUUACCAGUGGCCAAUCUAUACUGUAAGUUUAGAAGAAUCUAAUGGAGAUUGUGCCGUUAAAUGGAUUGAAUAUAAACCAAAUACAGAACAAGCAAACGAAGACUAUUACAUGACAUUCUUCAAAGCUUCCGCUGGCUACUUUAAUAGGGUUACCUGCAAAGAUGCCAACAAUGUUUGUAAUUGCAGGUUAAAUAAACCAAAUGAAACAGAAGAAUCACAAGGUGUUAAUAAAGUCUGGAAAAGACGAGAGUUACAGCAAUUAUGGGGCCCUGUUAACCACCUUGUUAAACUGAAGUUUAAUUUCGAAAAUUGGAUACGUUCGAAUAUCGCCUUAGAAAUUCUUUGUCUAGAAUUUGUGAAAACGUUAGAAGAACGAAGGAAGGGCACAAAUAUCGCCAGUAUUGUUGGAUCUUCCACCAGUUUGAUUGGAACUAUCCUUAUGGUGUCUGGAAUUCUCGCCUCACCUGUGACGGGAGGAGCAACACUUGCCCUGACAAUUGCUGGAGGAGUUAUUUCUGGGGGUGGAACAAUCACAACUAUCGGAGCCAAAGUGGCGGAAUUUGCUCGUAAUAAAAAGCCCAAAAGUAUUGUUCGUCGACAACAGAUGGUACUGCAGGAACAUUCAAGACGCUUUGAAAAGAUUGUGAAAGAAUUAGAUAAGUAUUUGAAGAUUCUAGAGGAAAAAAAUCGAGAAAAGUUUACUGCUUCCUUAGAUGUAGCUCCUGCAUAUCUACGUACAUUCUGUAGUAUUGGAUCCAUUCCACUUCUGAUACUUAGGGUUUUAGCGAAAGCCAUUACAAGCGCGGAGGCAGUAUUUAUUCCUGCGUCAGUUCUUGCUGAUGGCGUAAUAAUAGGUAUUGCCGCCAAUAGUUUAAGAAAAGGCUCCAAAACUGACGACUCCAAAAAACUUAGAACUGCACAUAUUUUGUUAAAGCUUACACGAGAGCAAAUGAAUAUUUGGGCAUACGGAAACACGUAUAAAGGAGGAAGCUCGAAUGACAUUUUAAAGGAAAAGGCAGAAAUUACAACACAAAAUGAAGUGAACUAA
Molecule: messenger RNA, 3409 nt
Organism: Saccostrea cuccullata (small rock oyster)
Lineage: Eukaryota; Metazoa; Mollusca; Bivalvia; Ostreida; Ostreidae
Exons: 8
Coding region: 392-3409 (1005 amino acids)
Biological process (GO): lipoprotein metabolic process; lipid transport
Cellular component (GO): membrane; extracellular region
Molecular function (GO): lipid binding
Source: RefSeq, a predicted model, not a curated record